GCGAGGCCAAGCUCACGUCUUAUCCCAGUGAAGGAUGCGAUGGGAACUCUCCGGCCCACUUUAAUCGAUGUUUUCCUCCAUCAAAACGCCAUUUGGAAGCCACCAAAUGCAGGCAGGGGGUAUUUGCUGGCUGCUUUCCUCCCCCUUUUCUACCUGCAGGCCCCCAGCGUUUCCAGAUUUGCAACAAAAUCCCCGUUAUUUGGUGAAAAUGACCUCGUUUGCCCAGUUUCUACAUUGACGCCUCGGUGUCCCAUUGGAGAGGGAGAGCAGGAGGUGGGACGAUGAAGCACUGGGGAGCUCAGAGAGGCCCUGGCAAGAAGUGUCUGCUCCUUGUCCCUUCCUUGUGCCUGGCACGUCGAGGCUCUGGACCCAGGGGCCAAGGCCACGUCCCCUCGGGUCAGCAGUGACCGUCCCUUCCCUGCCCCUUCUCCCCCUGUGUCCUGGCUCCAGGCACAGGACGUGGCUGCGCAGCUGCCCCCCCUAAUAACUGCCCCAUCAGCUGUCCCCAGGCUGAAUUUGGGGAGAACUUUCUGCAUUUAGCAAUUUUGGGGGCACUCUGAGAUCGAGAAAGAUGCAAAAGCCCCGCACACAGCCCGGCACGAUGCGCCUGCUGCCCGGUACCGUGCCCGGUGCCGAACUGCACCGGUCCUCGCAGCGGCACAGCCGAGCCCCGUGGCUGCCCUGGGGCUCUGCUGCAGCUCAUGGAAAAACACGCUGCUCCCAGGGGGCCGAUCCGGCUCAGCGCGCUAAUUAGGAGAGCGGAUAGGAAGUUUACACACUCCGCCGUGAUGCAAAUGACCCCUAAAGAUGCACAGGAGCCGGGGAGUUAAUUAUAACCCUGGCUGCAGCCGGAGGGCUGGGGCGACACCUCGCUGCGCUUCCCCGGCUGGCCGAAGGGACGGAUCCUGGCCAGGGGACAGCUCGCAGGAGCUGGGUGGACGCGAGCCGGUCUCCCUCCGAGUCUAGGAGUCAAAAAUGGGCCGGAAGAAAAUACAGAUCAGCCGAAUACUGGACCAGCGGAACCGGCAGGUGACCUUCACCAAGCGUAAAUUCGGGCUGAUGAAGAAGGCGUAUGAGCUGAGCGUGCUGUGCGACUGCGAGAUCGCCCUCAUCAUCUUCAACAGCACCAACCGCCUCUUCCAGUACGCCAGCACCGACAUGGACAAGGUGCUGCUCAAGUACACGGAGUACAGCGAGCCCCAUGAGAGCCGCACCAACUCCGACAUCCUCGAGACGCUGAAGCGCAAGGGGCUGGGGCUGGACAGCCACGAGCUGGAGCUGGACGAGGGGCUGGACGCCGGCGAGAAGAUGCGGAAGCUGAAUGAGGGCAUGGACCUGACGGUGGCACGGCCCCGCUUUUACAGCCCGGUGCCGCUGCCCGAGGCAUCCUACGGCAGCUCCCCACCGGCCGGCGGUGACGGAGCCCUGGGCAGCACCAGCAGCUCCCCGCAGAGCCAGGGCCGCCCGCCCGCCUUCAAACCAUCAGCACCGAAGCUCUCGGGGCGCUCUCCAGGACCGAUGCCCCCAGGUAUCGGCUACCCCCUCUUCCCCCCUGGCAGCCUGAACCGAGCCCUGGCCACCAAGACGCCGCCGCCGCUGUACCUGGGAGCCGACGGCCGGCGCGGCGAAGCCCACGGCAGCUUGGCCGGCAGCAGGAGCGGUGGCAGCGUGGCGAGGCCUCUGUACCCCGGUCUGCAGACCCUGAGCCCCGUGCUUGCACCGGGCAGCGCCGGCGUCCCGAACCACAGCCUCUCUGGCUUCCCCUUCCUCGCCCCGGCACAAGCGGGUAAGUCCUGGCCCCAUGCCCCAGGAGGGUCGAAGCCCCCCAGCCAUGCCCCCGCCCUCCCCCCCCGUAGCUCCUGCUCACUUUUCCCCCCCUGCUCGGCAGAGUACGGGGCUGGCGAGGCCCCGCCACCCCCUGGCUUCCUCCAGCCCGGCCCCCCGGCUUCGUGGCAGCCCCCGCGGGACAUGGCAGCGCUGGGGACCAGUACCAGGAUCGUCCCCGCCGAGGAUGCGGCCCCCGGCAGCUCCCCGCAGCACCACGCCAUCAGCAUCAAGUCGGAGAGGGUCUCGCCGGGGCUCGGCUGCCCCUCGGGCACCCCGCAGCCCCCCCAGGGCAGCCUGGCCUCCCUGAGCGAAGCCUCCCGAGGCUCCGGAGACCUCCAGCCGCGGGACGACUACGCCAAGGGCUAUCCCUACCCCCUGGCCCCCCCCCGGCCGCUGGCGGAGGAGCAGAGGGUCACCGUCCCUGUCCCCCCGCGGCGGGCACAGGCUGCGGACGGGUGGCAGAGAUAGCGAGGCUGAUGGGGUGCAGGGCGAGCCGCCCCCCGCUUCCACCCCAUCCCCGGAUCCCCGAGGAGCCCCCCCCCGGCCUCCCCAACCCCGGGGGCUUCCCAAGGGGUCGUGGCCCCAACGCCGGGGCUGCAGUUCCCAGACUCCCCCCUCCCCACCCCAGUGCCCCU
Molecule: messenger RNA, 2462 nt
Organism: Oxyura jamaicensis (ruddy duck)
Lineage: Eukaryota; Metazoa; Chordata; Aves; Anseriformes; Anatidae
Gene: MEF2B
Product: myocyte enhancer factor 2B
Exons: 8
Coding region: 976-2295 (439 amino acids)
Biological process (GO): positive regulation of transcription by RNA polymerase II
Molecular function (GO): protein dimerization activity; RNA polymerase II cis-regulatory region sequence-specific DNA binding; DNA-binding transcription factor activity, RNA polymerase II-specific
Source: RefSeq, a predicted model, not a curated record